Trichomycterus rosablanca is the source of this 1250-nucleotide messenger RNA. It is a transcript of the gene dram2b, whose product is annotated as DNA-damage regulated autophagy modulator 2b. NCBI's taxonomy places the organism in Eukaryota, Metazoa, Chordata, Actinopteri, Siluriformes, Trichomycteridae. The transcript is spliced from 9 exons. Gene Ontology annotation, biological process: regulation of autophagy; photoreceptor cell maintenance. Gene Ontology annotation, cellular component: lysosome. The coding region runs from base 207 to 1016 and encodes 269 amino acids. The record is from RefSeq and is a predicted model, not a curated record.
UGCAGGAGGAAGUGGAGUCGCGCUGGUGAAAGUAAACACGUGUGAAAGUGUGAAAUUAAUCAAUAAUCAAUCACUGACUGAUGAUCCUGUUACUGUGCAUGGGCGAGGAAACACGGGAUCAGGUGAAAUGACCUCAGAAUAAUCACUCCACAUCAGAGAUCGAACCCAGCUCACAGGAGUCUGACCCCACUACACUUACAGGUGAGAUGUGGUGGUUUCAGGAGGGUUUGUGCAUCAUGCCCACGUUGCUGGUUAUUUGGACGUCUGCCACGUUUGUUUUUGCAUACAUCACAGCGGUGGAGCUGAGACAUGUCGACCCGUUCGUCCCCUACAUCAGUGAUACAGGAACAGUCACUCCAGAGAGGUGUGUGUUUGGGAUCAUGCUCAGCAUCUCAGCAUUUCUGGGUGUCUGUACGAUGUAUGUGAGGUAUAAGCAGGUUCAGACUCUGACUUAUCAUGAAGAAAAGCGUCUCCUCAACCUUAAUAAAGUCGGUCUGGUACUCGGCUGCACCAGCUCCUUCGGCAUGUGUGUGGUAGCUAACUUUCAGAAGACGAGUGUGUUCUGGAUGCACAUGGUGGGCGCGGCCCUAACUUUUGGGGUGGGGGCGCUCUACCUCGCUGUUCAGGCUGUCGUCUCGUACCUCAUGCAGCCGCACGUUCAUCCCAAACGCAUGUUCUGGAUUCGACUGGGGAUCAGCAUCUGGACCUUCAGCAGCAUCAUCAGCAUGUUUGUUUCGUCGUUGAUCAUGUACCAGACUGCAGGACUGGAGGUGAAUAAGAAGCUCCACUGGAACCCUGAGGAUCCUGGGUACGUGGCACACAUGGUGAGCACGGUCUCUGAAUGGUCUCUGGCCUUUUCCUUCAUCAGCUUCUUCUUCACCUACAUCAGAGACUUCAAAAAGAUCAGGCUGAGGGCGGAGGCGGAUCUACAGAGCAGUAAUUUGCAUGACUCCGCCCACUUUGGAACAACAUGGAAUGCUGGAGAGACAACAGCUUUACUCAGUGGAUCCAUCUAACACUCACACACACACUCACACACUGUAUGAACAUUAUAUAUAUAUAUACUUUUAUAUGAACCACUAUUAGCUGUUAUUUUAAGCUAAUGUUAUAAAUGUGAUUUGUUAAUCUUGACAGCCAGUAUUUUUAAAAGCAUUUCUGAAACGUCAGGAUCUUUAAAACUGUGUUUAUUUUAUAUGCUGAAACAGUUUUACAUUUUUAUUUUCAAAUAAAUAUGUGAAUAAUUCAGGAAA